UAGCCCGCCGCCGUUGACGCCGUCGUCGACGUCGUCGUGUCCGUGGUCGCGACAGUGGUGAUAUAGAGCGGCGCAGCGGGGGAGCCAUGACUACGCGUGGAGAAUGGGCUCGAUCGCGUCGGUGCUGCAGUGGCAUUGCUCGGAGUGCGCCCUGAUAAAUCCGACGGAGAGUGCGAGAUGCGCCAGGUGCGGGCUGACGCGACUCAGGAGCGACGAGAGGGCCAGCCUCGAUCGCAGGCAGGACCAUGCCACGAGCGUAACCGCGGCGGAGCAUAGCGGCAACGCGAGUCAGGGGGGAGGAAAAGAGGCGCACGCGGGGGAUCGCGCGGGACGCUCGACGAGGAGACGCGAGGACGAAGAGUGUCCCGCGAGGAGGGAGACCUCCUCCGGGGAAUCGACGCCGCCGACGCCACCGCCGAGGGCAGACCGAUUGGUAGCGCGUAAUUUGACAGAGACGCUAUCCGUUGACCAGUCCCGACCCAUCAUCGUUUCUCAAGGUUUUGAGAGACACUUGUCUGCAGCUGACAUAAGGAAGAAUUCUCAUUGUUGUUCGUUGAGUGGUAACUCAUCCGAUAGGAAACCGCUGAAGCGUUUUUCAUCCUUACCUUCUUUAGCCACACAGUGGACUUGUAUUCGAUGUCUAUUGGACAAUAAUUGCAGCUCAUUGAUCUGCGCGGCUUGCGAUGCUAGUGCGUCAAUAGCUCAAAACGACGGAAAGCAGAUUGGCGCACGCAAGAGUAAAAAGAUUAAUCUACAUAAAGAGAAUCGUCUUAAAAUCACAUCUGGACUUUUGGCCAAUGUCCUAGAUGGGAGUGUUAGCAAGAGUGGCUCCGGUAACAAUGUUAAAAUUAAUAAUACAGGGAUGGCACAGUUGACAAGCAUAAGUCGAAGCGACAGAGGAAGAGGGCACCAUAAAGAUUGGAUCUUGCCGUCAAUUGGAACAAUGGAGUCUACUACGCUUCCGUUCACAGAUAAUAGCGAUACCUCUCAACGUUCUCCAAAACGACAUAGUCCUUCUAUGUAUGAGCGGGUUAAGUCUAAAGUCAGUCGUUCGCUGUCGAACGGUUCUGUUGUUCAAAAAUUAUCGGAACACAUGGUACAACGACCUACGAGCCUAGUGGUACCGGAAGCACGCCAGGAUGAUGGUUUAUGGAGCUGUGACAAUUGCACCCUGGACAAUGCGCCCGGUUUGGAGCAAUGCGAGGCGUGCGACGCUCCUAGGAGUCCUGCGCCUUGCAGCGGAGUGGUUAUCAGUGUGCCGGCUUGGGUGCCACGCGCAUUAUCGUCUGCCGGGCCCCUGUCUUACAGGAGAUCCUUCUCGGAUGCCGACUCGGUCACGAAUGUGACGCAGAAGAAGACUGUUAACCGUAGAAGUUUGAACGACGAGGAACCGCCCGCCGUGCCGCCUCAUUCCAUUGGCUUCAACUCGAGACCAAAGUAUUCCUACAUCGGGAUUACGGAUCCCGACAUACCGCCCCCAUUGCCAAAGAAACAGAGCAGUAAGUUAGGCCUGGUACCGACGAAGGCGCAUAGCGAGGCAACCAGUCCGGUGGGAGAAGUAUCGAACGUGAGCCCGUUAAAGCGCAUGUGGACCUGCAGAAAAUGUUCUUAUGCGUAUAACCCGCUGUGGUCCAGUGGUUGCGAUAUUUGCGGUUCGUCUAGAUCACCCCCGUCGUUAACGCAGCCUAGUUUGAUAACUGUCACAAAGGACACGAGUAGCUAUCCGACGCAUGCACAAUCUCCGAUCGUGGUAUCAAGGGAUAGCGUAAGAUACAUACCACCGAAAGCGGCCACUCUGGCUACGGCGGAAUCCGAUCUGGAUGAUCAAAUCGAUCCACCGUCACCGGUGUGGACGUGCAAAAAGUGCACUCUAUUGAACGCCGCGUCGAGAACAACGUGUGAGGCUUGCUGUGGUUCAAAGCUGAAAAGCAUUAUGCAUUUAGAAGAUGCCACUCUACGAAAGGGCGAGAGUUGGGUGUGCCCUUCGUGCACGUUGAGGAAUCCACUUUCUGCGCAAAACUGCAACGCCUGCAAGACGUUAGCAGACUUUCUAGAGGUCCCGAAAGACAAUAGAGCUUUUGGCCAACGGAGUCCAAGCCCGAGACUCUGUUCAACCCCGACGAAUUCCAAAGCGGUUACUCCGAGACAUAGAAAUUCUGUAAGAAGAAACGGUUCGUCAGCAGCUGGUGAUAAAAGGCACUCGAGGACUAGAGAUCCUUCAUAUAUUCAAUGGCAAUGUAAACUGUGCACAUAUGAAAACAAGAGUACAACUGCUAUUUGCGAAAUGUGCCAAAGCUCGAAGUCGUUAUCCCAAGUAUCUGGAGAUAGAGGGAUACCUAGGCUUCUCGAGUCGGGCACUAGUACUCUUAGAAUACAGAGGCAAGAGAGUGUAGUGAUGGAAAAUCUUAGACAGUUGGAGGAAAGAGACGCGCUGGAGAAGUGGGAGCGUAUUGUACGAUAUUGCAAGGAGACAAACGAACCAUUCGUCGAUGAUUCGUUCCCGCCUGCUCCGAAAUCCCUGUACUAUAAUCCCACGGAUACGAAAGAUAAUCACGUCGUUCAGUGGAGAAGACCACAUCAAAUUAACGUGGAUUCAAGUGUCGAUUCUAAACUGCCUUGGGCUGUCUUUAGGACACCCUUACCUUCUGAUAUCUCGCAAGGUGUCUUAGGAAAUUGUUGGUUAUUGUCGGCUUUGGCUGUUUUGGCCGAGAGUGACGAGCUCGUGAGAAGAGUUUUGGUCAUGAAAGAGACAUGUCCCGAAGGUGCUUACCAAGUUAGAUUAUGUAAAGAUGGAAAAUGGACGACGGUACUCGUUGAUGAUCUAUUACCCUGUGAUAAGAGAGGCCACUUAGUGUACUCUCAGGCAAAAAGAAAACAGCUUUGGGUACCGCUAAUUGAAAAAGCAGUUGCUAAAAUACAUGGCUGUUACGAGGCCUUAGUAUCCGGCCGUGCUAUAGAAGGUCUAGCGACAUUAACUGGUGCCCCGUGUGAGAGCGUGCCUUUACAACCUUCAGCAUUGCCAAGCGAAGACGAACUCGAUAGGGACCUAAUAUGGGCACAACUCUUGUCCUCGAGGCAGGCUAUGUUUUUAAUGGGUGCUAGUUGUGGAGGCGGUAAUAUGAAAGUUGACGAGGAGGAAUAUCAGCGCAAAGGAUUAAGGCCAAGACAUGCAUAUUCUGUCCUCGAUGUCCGUGAUGUACAAGGAAUACGGUUAUUACGACUACGCAAUCCUUGGGGUCAUUAUAGUUGGAAAGGGGAUUGGUCAGACGACAGCCCUAUAUGGACUCCGCAAUUACGAGAGAUGCUUAUGCCGCACGGUGCUUCAGAUGGCGUCUUUUGGAUAUCCUUUGACGACGUUUUAAAAUAUUUCGAUUGCAUUGACAUCUGUAAGACGAGAGUCGGAUGGAGUGAAGUGAGAUUGCGCGGCACUCUCCCUCCGUUGUCGUCCCUCAGACAUUUAUCGUGCGUCCUUUUGACGGUAUUAGAACCCACCGAAACGGAAUUUACACUGUUCCAAGAGGGUCAAAGAAAUUCAGAAAAAUCGCAGCGAUCUCAAUUGGACUUAUGCGUGGUAGUUUUUCGCACGAGAUCUCCGGCUGCUCCGGAAGUUGGUAGAUUAGUGGAACAUAGCAAACGGCAAGUACGCGGUUUUGUCGGCUGUCACAAGAUGUUGGAGAGAGAUUUGUAUAUCGUUGUAUGCCUAGCCUUUAAUCAUUGGCACACCGGAAUGGAAGAUACAUCUAGUUAUCCGGAAUACGUUCUCGCUAUACACAGCUCAAAGAGACUUCUCGUUGAGCAAAUAUCACCACCUGCUUUUGUUUUAGCCGAUGCUAUCAUAAGUCUAACAUUGGCUAAAGGACAACGGCACGAAGGCAGAGAAGGCAUGACUGCAUAUUAUUUAACUAAAGGAUGGGCCGGAUUAGUGGUAAUGGUUGAAAAUCGUCAUGUAAAUAAGUGGAUUCAUGUAAAAUGCGACUGCCAUGAAAGCUAUAACGUCGUGUCCACGAGAGGACAACUCAGAACUGCCGAUAGUGUUCCUCCCCUUCACAGACAAGUUAUCAUAGUUCUAACACAGUUGGAAGGUAGCGGAGGUUUCUCAAUAGCACAUCGACUUACGCACAGAUUAGCUAACAGUGGAAAUUUGCACGAUUGGGGACCGCCUGAUACACAACAUUGUCCUCAAAUCGAUACUCAGGUAGAAGGUUUGCACAGUCCUCGCUUAAUAACGUGAAGAAAGGAACACAAAACGAACAGAGGCCGUUACUUGAGGAAAAGAUCGCUGAUUGUAAUCGGCAACGAUUCUCGUAUGCGUGACGUCGAGAUAUUGACUGGAAAGAAACCAAAGCAAGCUAGAAACGUUUCAGCGUACUAUAAAACGUUUUGAAGAACAUUAGAGAGUAUUCUUUGUGCUUUCUAGCCGAUGAUAUUCCCACGGAUGCUCUUAGCGUUACAACAUGCUCAGCAUUCGACGUAAUACAAUAAAUAACAAUUAACGUACAAUGGUUCUGGACCCAGUGAAAAGUACUUUUUUUCGAGUAAAUAGUGAAUCAUGCAUUUCGCGCGCGCUAAUGGGAGAAAGAACGAACCUAAAAUAAAAAAAAAAAUAAAAUAAAACUUACGUGGGAAUUAAGUGUUUCUGCUGGAACCAUUGAGCCCCGUAAAGAAGACUUAUGGAAAAUUGAAUAUUUAUGAAGAAAAGAGUUGAACAUUUUGCUUGUUAUAUAAACAAAAAAAAAUUAUUUUCUCAACUUAACAUUUAAGCAUUGUAAGAGAAAUGACAAAACCUAAAAGAUUACAUAAUAAUAUAAUUUAAAAUGGAACCAUUAAGAGACACUAAAAGAAAAAAAAAAAAAUGUAUGUGGAAGACCGUACACAUUGUUUUUGGAAUUGCUUAGAAUGUAGUACGAUUACGUGGAUCGUGAUAUUUCCAAUUUAACCGAUGUUUACAUACCGAUCCUUGCUAUAAGGCCGUAUUUGAAACCCGCAUUUAAGGAAACUUGGAUUCUUAGUUCUAUUUAAUGUAUGCACGAUAUAAAAAAAAGAGGCUGAAAUCUCGCACGAGAAUAUCGACUGUAGGAUAGAAUAUUGAUUUAGAAUUUGUUGUUUCCAUCUUGCAAUCGAAUGGAGAGCUUGUGCUAAAACGGAUGUAGCGUAGCUACGGAAAAAAAGAGAGUACCAGAGACAUCUCUCUUAAAACUUUUAAAAGUAUCUCGACGCGUUCACUGCCAUUCUAUGCAAUGUAUGUAUAAAGCCUACUUUCGCUUUUAUUGUAAAAUCGCUUACUUAGUUGGAAGCAAAAUUAGCGAAUUGUCGCUAAUACUCUUUGCACACUAAUUACAUUCUUUUGUCUCAGAAAAUAUGUUGUAAGAUACAUGCGCGAGCAUGGCAGUCAGCGGGUUAGACGUCAUUAGUCCUGCUUUUAUAUAAUUUUCAAAAAGAAAUUUUUGAAAUGUUUUUUGUCAUUUGUCCAUCCAGUUAAUAUCGAGGUCGAUAUGACAUCAGUUCUUUGUGGAAAACUUGAUAAUUCCGUUUUAAUGUCAAACUGCCAUAUUCUAUGUUUUUAGACAAUGAUCAAUUAACACGCGUGACACUCUUGUAAAGAAACUAUAUCGAAUCAAAAAAUUGGCGCUCUCUAUAUACAUUGAAUGUGGUGAUGCGACAAUACGCGAUUCUGUGAUCAGCCACUGAUCUGAUUCAACAUUGAUCCAAAUCGGAAAGUUUAUAUUAAGAUAUCUUUUAUUUAACAGACUGAUAUUAUAUACA
Molecule: messenger RNA, 5763 nt
Organism: Trachymyrmex cornetzi
Lineage: Eukaryota; Metazoa; Arthropoda; Insecta; Hymenoptera; Formicidae
Product: calpain-D
Exons: 11
Coding region: 104-4231 (1375 amino acids)
Biological process (GO): proteolysis
Cellular component (GO): cytoplasm
Molecular function (GO): calcium-dependent cysteine-type endopeptidase activity
Source: RefSeq, a predicted model, not a curated record